Messenger RNA from Trichoplusia ni (cabbage looper), 513 nucleotides. RefSeq names its product acylphosphatase-2-like. The transcript is spliced from 3 exons. The record is from RefSeq and is a predicted model, not a curated record. Bases 134 to 439 code for a protein of 101 amino acids. Gene Ontology annotation, molecular function: acylphosphatase activity. Lineage: Eukaryota; Metazoa; Arthropoda; Insecta; Lepidoptera; Noctuidae.
CGUAGUAUUGGCACUUGGGCGGGCGGGUUCAGUUUGGGCGCGAUAUACGCUGAAAACAAGUCUCUUUUUAAAGUGCAGUGCUGUGAAAAAUAAGAAAAGAUUUUUUUACAUUUAUUUUUUAUUAUUAUUUGUGAUGGGUGCCGAUGAUCCCAAUGCGUUGGCUGCUGUGGAAUUCGAGGUUUAUGGACAGGUCCAAGGUUGUUACUUCACGAAGUAUUGCAAGGAGUUGGCAGAACAGCUCGGUGUCGGCGGUUGGGUGAAGAAUUCCAAGAAAGGCACCAUCGUCGGGAAGAUACAAGGGACUAAGGCACAGCUUGAUCAUAUGAUUGAUUGGCUGAGUACCACAGGCUCCCCCGGAUGUAAAAUCGAGAAGUGUGACCUUACGAACUGGGAGUACGUCGCGAAGAUCGCGUACACCGACUUCACCGUACGAUUUUGAUACUUUUGUGCUUUUAAUUCUUUUUUUCUAACAUUUUUUUUUGUAAUAAAUGUAAGUAUUUAAACUGGGCGUAU